AUGGCCAAAUCAAAAAUUAUCGUUAGUAGUGAAGAGGAAGAAGACUCGAAUGCGGAUUUUGCUGAAGAAGAGUCGCCACUAGAAUCUGAUUCGAAUGACAACGCUGACCUUGAUGACUAUGACGAUGAAGAAGAGGAUGACUACAAGCCGCAACACACAGCAUCCAGAUCUGUAUCUCAAAGAAGAAGAAGGAAACCAGUAGGUGGUGGUGAAGAUGAUCUGAGAGAAGAAGGAGAGGAAAAUAGUUUGGAUGACGAACCCGCAACCCUGAGUAAUGAGGAUGAAGAAGACGAUAUGGAUACCAACUUUGAAAAUGAGCUCUCGGAUAUGGACGAAGAUUUGGAACCAAGAAACGAUGAUGAAGAGGAUGAACCUGGGGAAAUUUUGAAAAAGUCAAAAUCGGGGACAGUCAAAAAGUCAAUAAAGAUUAAAAUCAAGCCACCCACAAAGAAAGAGGAAAAGUCUUUGGGUAAAUCUGCACCGGGAGGCUCUAGAAAUACGCGUAAAAGGCAGGUCAAUUAUUACCAAGACGAUGAAGAUGGUGGCUUUUCCGAAGAGUUGACCGAUGUAGAGACUUUACCAAAGGUUUCAAAGAAAAUAAAGAUAAAACCGAUGCCAGAACGUAAGCUGCAACAUCAAGACCUAGAUCCAGAACUUAUACUUACAGAUGAAGAGGAGGAAUACAAUCCGAAUACCGUGAAUGAUGUAUCCAAGAUGACCGAGAGGCAAAGGGCGCGACUUAAUACAGAGGUAGUGGGUGCAAUCGAGGACCCGUAUUUCGAGUUGGACGCUAGCGGGAAGAAGCCAAAGCAGAAAAAGGUGAAGGAAGAAACUGAGGAAGAAAUAGCGUUGAGAAAGGCAGAGAAUGCUCGAAAGAGGCAAGAUUAUAAGAAUAAGAUGUUGGAAGAGGAAAAGAGAGAUACUUUGAACAAACUAUUGAAGAGAAGAGCGACAAAAUCAAGAGAGACGAUAGCUGAGGAUAAAGAGGGAUCAGUGGGGGUCGAUGAAGAACCAACAUCGUUUUACAAGGAAAGGCGGGCAACUUUGAACCACCCCGCAUUGAUUCGGUAUGUCAACAACACAAUCUCUUUGAAUGGUAAUUCAGUACUUGCUUAUAAGUAG
Lodderomyces margitis is the source of this 1122-nucleotide messenger RNA. RefSeq lists its product as uncharacterized. The transcript has a single exon. Gene Ontology annotation, biological process: chromatin remodeling. The record is from RefSeq and is a predicted model, not a curated record. Lineage: Eukaryota; Fungi; Ascomycota; Pichiomycetes; Serinales; Debaryomycetaceae. Gene Ontology annotation, cellular component: Ino80 complex. The coding region runs from base 1 to 1122 and encodes 373 amino acids.